Molecule: messenger RNA, 1524 nt
Organism: Brassica oleracea var. oleracea
Lineage: Eukaryota; Viridiplantae; Streptophyta; Magnoliopsida; Brassicales; Brassicaceae
Exons: 4
Coding region: 262-1260 (332 amino acids)
Source: RefSeq, a predicted model, not a curated record
AGAGUGGGAGGCGCUGUUUCUUCAACCUCUCUCUCUCUCUCUCAUUCUUUUCUGGGUUUUACAGUUAACUUUUUUUCUCGAUAAUCAUCAUCGCCCGAAAACUCAGAUUGUUCCCGGAAUCUUAUAUCAAUAUUCUCCGAUUGAUUAAAGAAACUGCAAAGACGAGAGAAGAGCGAGCUGAACAUUGAAAGUCAAAAAGCCGGAGAUUAUGGAGCUCUAAUCUCCAUUUAUUUUUCUUAUGAGGUUAUGUUUUGACUUACAAUGAGUACACCAAGAAACGGCUUUUCCAAGCAUCAGAGAGCUGAGAAAGUUUGUGGUCAAGGAGGGCCUAAUUGGAUCCUAAUUGCAGGUGGAGCCUUGUUGAGCACUCUGUCCAUUCGCUUUGGCUACAAGCUUAAGCAGUCGCCUCUUUUCAAACCUCCUCAUCACUCUAAUGCCUCUCCUGGAUUUAAAGCCAAUGGAACAUCUGAGAGGCAAAGAUGUUGUUGUUGUUUGCACUCCUCCACCACGUCUUCCUGUGCAAAGAAUAAUGAUUAUUCCUGCUUCCGCUCCAUUCCAGGAACUGAGAAUGUGGAGGGAAAAGAGGAGACAAACGAGCAAAUGGAAUCUGUAUCUGACACUUCACUGCCUCUUGUGACGGUUCCUGCUCCAUCAUACAGCAAAGAGAAUGGAGUCAUGUGGACUUCUUCUCCUGAUCGCCUGGAACUUCCCCCUAGACCAUACAAUCACCACUCAACCUGCUCGGAUUCUCCUUGCGUAUCUGAAACCAGCUCAGACAUCUUCAGCAAACGAGAAGUAAUACAGAAACUAAGGCAACAGCUGAAGAGGCGUGACGACAUGAUCCUGGAAAUGCAGGAACAGAUUCUAGAGCUGCAGAACUCGUAUAACGCGCAGAUGUCACACUCAAGCCAUCUCCAGGCACAGCUAGACUCGAUGAACAGAGAUCUGUUCGAAUCAGAAAGAGAAGUUGAGAGACUGAGAAAAGCAAUCGCUGAUCACAGCGUGAGCAAUGGCAAGACAUCUCCUGUUGCACCUUGGAACGGGUUUAUGGACAGCGAGAACAAUUACGAGUCAGCGGAGAAGGGAUCAAGGGAGGGAGAAAGAAUAGAGAGGUUGAGAAAGGAAGUGAGUGAGCUUAAAGAAGUGAUAGACGGGAAAGAGUAUCUGCUUAGGAGCUAUAAAGAGCAGAAGAUUGAGCUUCAACAGAAGGUGAAAGAGUUGCAGCAGAGAUUGGAGUCGCAGCUCCCAAACAUAUUGUAGGUUUAAGAGUUAGAGCAUUGUGCAUAUACUUGCUUCUCUUCUUCUUCUUUUUGGUUUUAGUAUUUCCGCUUUCUUCGAGAAAAUGAAUCAGUGUCCUAAGAGGUCUUUUGGAGUAGCUCACUCUAAGAGAGAAUAUUUUUUAUUUUUUUUUCUGGCGUCAGCUUUGGUUUUGUUUAUUUUUGUGACCUUGUUAUCUCUGUUUUGAUGUUUGAUGUAAAGAAAAGUUAGUUUGUUGAAGAUUUUUGCGGCGGGAAUGAAUGAAUA